Syngnathoides biaculeatus (alligator pipefish) is the source of this 3146-nucleotide messenger RNA. It is a transcript of the gene ckmb, whose product is annotated as creatine kinase, muscle b. The transcript is spliced from 9 exons. NCBI's taxonomy places the organism in Eukaryota, Metazoa, Chordata, Actinopteri, Syngnathiformes, Syngnathidae. Gene Ontology annotation, biological process: phosphocreatine biosynthetic process. The coding region runs from base 1756 to 2898 and encodes 380 amino acids. The record is from RefSeq and is a predicted model, not a curated record. Gene Ontology annotation, molecular function: creatine kinase activity.
UACGACACACGCAUACAAAAAAAAAAAAAAAACGUGUAUACACGCGGCAGUCCAUCACUCUGCACAACAUUGAUAUUGUGUAUCGUCAACAACGCUGUUUGCCGUCAUGUUGUGUCGACGAACGUGAGGCCGUGAUUGACGCCGCUUAUAUAAGUGACCUUGUGGGCAGCUGCGGCGCUGCGGGGGGGUGUCGAGCGGGUGUGCGUUUGUGUUCCGUGGGGGUGGAUGGGGAUCCGGUGGCCAUCUAAAGUGGGAAACUGGAUCUCUGCCACGCAAGCCCACGAGCAAGGGAACGCACGCAUGACCUCGGGCGUAUUGAUCGUGUUAUAAAAGGCGGCGUGAAACGGUCGCCGCCGCUCCGUACAUAUUAGAUUGAAAAGUCGCUCGCGUGGGCGAAUGCUCCGUGUCGUCAUGGCAACGAGCCGUCGCAUUUAAUUUGGGAAAGCGCGGCGAGGCGAGGCCCGUUUCGGUGAAACCCGAGUCCGGCCGGGAGGGGUUUGGAGCAAGGGACGGGACACCUGACGCUCAUGUGAAGCACAAUACCACACACGCAGAUCUUCUACUAUGACGCACGCGACUCGUAAACUAUUUAAAAAAAAAAAAAAAAUGUUUUACUUGCAGAUUUUGUACACGAUCACGAGUGACGUGUCCAACUUGUUUGCAAAGUCGGAAUGAAAUUUAAUAAGCUUCAGGCGGAGGAGGGAGGCCGCUGCUCACGACGCUCGUCAAGUUUUGACAGCAUCGGUAGCAAAGCGAGAGGAGAAUUCGAGGUGACCCCCGACGCGCUCCAAGGCUCGAGAAGCUGGCGUCGGAUCUCGCCGAGUGAUGAUAUCGGGCUGAUGAUCCUCAGGAAAUAAUUUUGGCUUUGUUCCACGGCAAGAAGCCGAAAGAAGGACACAAAGCGGCGUGAAACAAACAUUUUGACACAAAGCGGUUGAAAGUUCAUUUCAUCACGAACAAAACUGAAUUAGUUCGGCUCACGCAUUCAAAAUUUGGAACCGAUUGAUCGGUGGCGCCGGGACCUCGAAAUGGUCCCAAAUCUCUGCAGGCCCCCCAUGUGCGAUUCUGGGGUUCUUGUGAUCAUUUUGACCCCACAAGGUGAGGUCUUAGGCGAGGUCCCGGAUCGAGGGACAUUUUCCGUGGUCUUGUACAGUACGUCUCCCGCGACUUGUCUUCCCGACCUGGUGCAGGUCUACAAUUUUGUUUCUGGCGUCCUUUGGACAGAAGAACCUCCCAAAGAAGACCUUACGGGUCAGAGAGAGCCAGAAACCUUGUUUGUAGGUGACCAGAUCCUCAUUUUCUACCUUCAAUUGCCGAUAAAUUCUUGGGGGAAAAAAAAAAAAAAAAAAAAUGAGAUUGAUUUCAAUUUUCUGGAUAUUUUGUCCCUGGUAGGUGAGGUACAGUUUGUCUAUGACGUCAACGAAAGGCCUCUCUCGUGUUUUGAAGCGGGAGAACUCGCGCGAUUUUUGCCCCACUGCAGUCUGUCGCGUGAGAAGAGCUUCAGCGGUUCACGCCGGGCCCGCCGACGGCGAGGUGAAAGGUCUCGGCGUUCUCUCUGCAGCUGUCGCCCCUCCCACCGUUUCCUCGUGGCCUUUUGCAACGCCGCCCAAUCACGGCGGGGGAGGCGGCGCUAUAAAAGUCGGCGUCCAACACCUGGCGCACUCGGGCAACCCCUACAUUCGGUGGACAGGAUCUGAUCCCGGGAUCGGUUACGUCUUUCUUUCCUCCUGAGUAGUUGGAGCAGCAAUCGCAGCCAUGGCCAAAAAUUGCCACAACGACUACAAGAUGAAGUUCUCGGCGGACGACGAAUUUCCCGACCUGUCCCAGCACAACAACCACAUGUCCAAGGUUCUGACCAAGGAGAUCUACGCCAAGCUGAGGGGCAAGUCCACCCCCAGCGGUUUCACCCUGGAUGACGUGAUCCAGACCGGCGUGGACAACCCCGGACACCCCUUCAUCAUGACGGUGGGCUGCGUGGCCGGCGACGAGGAGUGCUACGAGGUCUUCAAGGACCUGCUGGACCCCGUCAUCUCCGACCGUCACAACGGAUACGGACCCAACGACAAGCACAAGACCGACCUGAACUUCGAGAACCUGAAGGGCGGCGACGACCUGGACCCCAACUACGUCCUGUCCAGCCGCGUUCGGACCGGCCGCAGCAUCAAAGGCUUCACGCUGCCGCCGCACAACAGCCGCGGAGAGCGCAGAGGCAUCCAGAAGCUGUCCAUUGAGGCCUUGGCCAGCCUGGAGGGCGAGUUCAAGGGCAAGUACUACCCCCUGGACGGCAUGACCGACGCCGAGCAGGAGCAGCUGAUCGCCGACCACUUCCUGUUUGACAAGCCCGUGUCGCCGCUGCUGACGUGCGCCGGCAUGGCCCGCGACUGGCCCGACGCGAGGGGCAUUUGGCACAACGACAACAAGACCUUCCUGGUGUGGGUGAACGAGGAGGACCACCUGCGCGUCAUCUCCAUGCAGAAGGGGGGCAACAUGAAGGAAGUCUUCAGACGCUUCUGCGUGGGUCUGCAGAAGAUCGAGGCGAUCUUCAAGAAGCACAACCACGGCUUCAUGUGGAACGAGCACCUGGGCUACAUCCUCACGUGCCCCUCCAACCUGGGCACCGGCCUGCGCGGCGGCGUCCACGUCAAGCUGCCCAAGCUCAGCACGCACGCCAAGUUCGAGGAGAUCCUCACCAGACUGCGCCUGCAGAAGCGCGGCACAGGUGGCGUGGACACGGCCUCCGUGGGCGGCGUGUUCGACAUCUCCAACGCCGACCGUCUGGGCUCCUCCGAGGUGCAGCAGGUUCAGAUGGUGGUGGACGGCGUCAAGCUGAUGGUGGAGAUGGAGAAGAAGCUGGAGAAGGGCGAGUCCAUCGACGGCAUGAUCCCCGCCCAGAAGUAAACGCAAAGACCAACGACCGCCGCGGCGACUUGUCUUUGCUGUUGUUGUUGUUUUUUUUUUUUUUUUUUUAAUAUAUAUAUAUAUAUAUAUAUAUAUAUAUAUAUAAAAAUCAAAAUGAAGCCGGUUUGUCCUUGGGCAAUAUCAGUACCCUCCUUUCUUUCUCCUCUUUGACAUCCUGGGAUCAAUCCAUCCACUCACUAUUUCUCUGGUUGUAAAUUAAAACUGGACAAAUAAAACAAAAGCCCCAU